Molecule: messenger RNA, 1515 nt
Organism: Lathyrus sativus (Indian pea)
Lineage: Eukaryota; Viridiplantae; Streptophyta; Magnoliopsida; Fabales; Fabaceae
Source: the annotation of a GenBank genome assembly
AUGCAGAAAGGAAAGAAAUCAUUGGAGAUGGAUUUUUUCUCGGAAUAUGGUGAUGCCAACAGGUAUAAAAUUCAAGAAGUAAUCGGAAAAGGUAGUUAUGGUGUUGUUUGUUCAGCCGUUGACACUCAUACGGGUGAAAAGGUUGCAAUAAAAAAGGUUCAUGGUAUCUUUGAGCAUAUAUCCGAUGCUGCACGCAUUCUUCGUGAGAUAAAGCUUCUCAGACUUCUUCGACAUCCCGAUAUUGUUGAAAUCAAGCACAUUAUGUUGCCUCCUUCAAGUAGGGACUUCAAAGAUAUUUAUGUUGUUUUUGAGCUUUUGGAGUCUGAUUUGCAUCAAGUCAUUAGAGCCAAUACCGACUUAACAAAAGAGCACUAUCAGUUUUUUCUUUAUCAAUUACUUCGAGCUUUGAAGUAUAUUCACACCGCAAAUGUGUAUCAUCGAGACUUGAAGCCGAAGAAUAUACUGGCCAAUGCAAACUGUAAACUUAAAAUCUGUGAUUUUGGGUUAGCUAGAGUUGCUUUCAGUGACACUCCAACAACUGUAUUUUGGACGGAUUAUGUUGCUACAAGGUGGUAUAGAGCACCCGAGCUCUGCGGAUCAUUUUACUCAAAGUAUACUCCGGCAAUUGAUAUUUGGAGUAUCGGAUGCAUCUUUGCCGAAGUAUUAAUCGGAAAACCACUUUUUCCAGGAAAAAGUGUUGUCCAUCAGUUGGAUCUAAUAACGGAUUUGCUUGGAACCCCAUCACUCGAUGCUAUUUCUCGGGUACGCAACGAUAAAGCAAGGAGAUACUUAACAAGUAUGAGGAAAAAACAGCCUGUACCAUUUGCACAAAAAUUUCCCAAUGCGGAUCCUUUAUCACUACGACUACUCGAAAGGUUGCUCGCCUUUGAUCCAAAAGACCGGCCUACUGCUGAAGAGGCAUUAGCUCAUCCUUACUUCAACGGACUGGCAAAAAUUGAAAGGGAACCAUCCUGCCAGCCGAUUACACAAAUGGAAUUUGAAUUUGAAAAGAGAAGAGUAACAAAGGGAGAGAUUCGAGAUUUAAUUUUCCAUGAGAUUCUCGAGUAUCAUCCUCAACUAAAUGGAACGGAGAAGACUAAUUUUCUUUAUCCAAGUGCUGUUGAUCAAUUCGAAAAACAGUUCACUCAUCUUGAAGAAACGGGUGGUAAAAGUGAUCCAGUUGUGCCACUCGAAAGAAAACACGCAUCACUUCCGAGGUCAACGACUGUACAUUCAAAUACAACAUCCGAAAAAGAGCAGUCAAAUAUUGCUUCCAGCAAAAACCGGCAAACAACCGAGGAGUAUAAUACUAGUUAUCCGGAAUCCAGCAACAUUCGGGGACUGCAAAUAAUUCCACUGGACACACCUGGUAAAGUUGUUAGACCACUUGUUCGGUACGGGCAUGAGAGUAUUGUCAAUGAUUCAUACGAUUCCAGGACGUCAAUGAGAGGCAAAACAUAUCCUGCAAUGUUGAAUCAAAACCGGAAUAGCAUCAGAUUUAACCACAAGUAUUGA